Messenger RNA from Owenia fusiformis, 1059 nucleotides. NCBI's taxonomy places the organism in Eukaryota, Metazoa, Annelida, Polychaeta, Sabellida, Oweniidae. The record is from the annotation of a GenBank genome assembly.
AUUUUUCUGCUGGAUAAAAUACUGAAAAUUUUGAUACUGAAAAUACAAUAUUUGAGAAACAUCUGAAAUAGCAAAUACAACAUUUGGGUGUAUUAAAUAUUAUCUCAACCUAUCAAAGUGAUUUUGAAUGUUCUUUUAUUUACUGCAAGUUUCAGAAAAGGAACAGCUGAAAAAGAACAACUGACAUUAUGACACUCAACGUCCUAAAGAAUAUAUCAAUGAUGACAUCGCUAUUGUUCAUCCUCAACGGAAGUCUGACUCCAUCAUCUGAUGCCACACAGUCCACACAGUUUAUCAUAAGGGAGGGGACUCUGAGAUUACCAAGAAAGGACUCAAGAUUGCAACGGCUUUACCUGAACAACAAAAGAAUUUCAACCAUAGAAGCUGGUGAAUUUUCUGGUUUUCAAUCUUUAGAAACGUUAUACUUGAGUAACAAUGAACUAUCAGAGAUAGAAGUUGGUACAUUCGCUGGUUUGGUAUCUUUGGAAUGGUUAAACAUGGACAACAAUAGACUAUCAGAAAUAUCAUGUAGUGAUUUUUCUGAUUUCCAUGGUUUAUUGAAAGGGCUAUAUUUGAAUAACAAUAGGCUAACAAUACUGAGAGGGAAUUAUUUCUGUAACCUAACAUCCCUCAAAGAUCUUACGCUCAACAAUAAUGAAAUAUCAUAUAUAGAAACCAAUGCAUUUUCCGGUUUGCAGUCAUUGGAAAAGCUAUACUUGAGUAACAAUAAACUCACAAUAUUAACUAGUGGGAUAUUCUCUGACUUGAUAUCCCUAAAAUAUCUUCUACUUCAAAGAAAUGUACUUUCACAGAUAGAGCCUGGUGCAUUUUCUAGUUUGCAGUCACUGACACUGUUAAACUUAGAGCACAAUAAGCUUGCAAUAUUAGACAGAGGAUUGUUCUGCAGGCUGGAAAGACUGACAUUUUUACAAUUGGCAGGAAAUAAUUUAAAUCCUUCACAACCUACUAACCUUGAUGCAAUAAGGGAACUUUGCUUGACAAUUAUGCAAACAACCCAACCAUCAACUCGAACAACCCAACUAUCAACCCAAACAACUA